Messenger RNA from Drosophila virilis, 1539 nucleotides. The record is from RefSeq and is a predicted model, not a curated record. Lineage: Eukaryota; Metazoa; Arthropoda; Insecta; Diptera; Drosophilidae.
AUGUCCUGGGCAAUGUCCUGGCUGUCGUGGUCCUGUCUGUGGAUGCUGCCAUUGACGAUUUGCUCGGGCAGCGGCUCAAACAUUCUGAUGAUUACCAUGGACGGCACGAAAUCGUACAAAAUACCCUUCGGGGCAUUGGGACGAGCGCUUAUCAAGCGUGGCCAUCGGAUUACGUUUGUGAAUGGCUUUCAAGCGGAUUUCCAUGUGGAUGGGCUGCUUGAAGUGACACCGUGCCGACUCGUUCAAUAUAUACGAAACUAUACGGAUUGGGAUUUGGUGGACGCACGCUAUGCUGGGCACGCCCUUCUCUCAAUGGGCGAUGCGAUGCAAUAUCCAAUUGAGGCGUGCAACAGUUUGCUCAGCGAUCCUGCCACACAGCGUCUACUGCGGCAUGCAGCAGCAGGACACACCCAAUACCAGUUGGCGAUUGUGGAUGGGGCAUUUCCGGAAUGCGCGCUGGGCAUUGUGCAUCGCUUAAAUGUAACGGCAUUCAUCUACAUCAAUACGGUGGCCUUCUACACCGGAAGCGUCUCGUUGGCCGGCAAUCCGGAUGCGUAUGCCGUCACGCCUCAUGUCUUUGCCUCAUGGACGCUGCCCAUGCACUACUUGCAGCGUGUGGCAAAUUGUUUAACUCAUGUUAUUGCCGAUUUGCUGCACUGGGUCUGCAUGCAGCGUGUGCAUCGCCUGCUGCGCCAGCAUCUGGCCUGGAUGUGCCACAUCCCUAUGUGUUGGCUAUGGAGGUGUCCUUCAUUUUAUAAAAUGGAUACCCCAAUGUGCGCCAUCCCAGCGCCCGUUUGCCCAAUGUGGCCGGGGUGGCCUGCUAGCACUGCCGUUCCGCUGUCAAUCUCGGCCAGCUGGAUGCCGAGCUGGCUUGAGUUUAUGGCCGCGGCGCCGGCCAGCGUCAUUUACCUAUCGAUGGGCUUCUCGGUGCGCUCGGAACGGCUGCCGGCGGCGCUGUGCCAACUGUUUGUCGCGGUCUUUACGCGUCUGCCGCAUCAUCACGUGCUUUGGACGUGGGCGGGCAAUGCCACCGAGCAGCUGCCCAACCUGCCGGCCAAUGUCCGCGUACGCGAUUGGCUGUCUCAGCAGGAUAUACUUGGCCAUCGGCGGCUCCAGCUAUUCAUUACACACGGCGGUCUCCUCAGCCAACACGAGGCUGUUUUUCAUGAUGUGCUGCUCCUGAUGCUGAUGCCCGUGUUCUGCGACUACGCUGCCAAUGCCGCCCAGGCCCAACACGAUUGCUAUGCCAGGCAACUGGAGCUGGCCCAGCUUGACGAGGAGGCGCUUUAUUGCGCCAUAUACGAUGUCCUGCAUAAUGAUUGCUAUCGGCAUGCUGUCAGUUUCGUUAGCUACCGUUCGCUGGAUGUCCUUGCGCUGCUGUUGGUCCUGCUGCUGCUGGUGCUGCUAGCGUUGGAUGUCCUGCAGACGGCACUGAAGUCAUUGUCCGGCGGUGAGGCCAGAGGGCAGCAAAAGUUUCCAACUGCAUCCGAAUUGGAGUUGGAGUUGGAGUUGUCGCUGCAGCUGGAGCUAAAGUUGUGA